This is a messenger RNA of Capra hircus (goat), 678 nucleotides long. RefSeq names its product CUB and sushi domain-containing protein 3. NCBI's taxonomy places the organism in Eukaryota, Metazoa, Chordata, Mammalia, Artiodactyla, Bovidae. The record is from RefSeq and is a predicted model, not a curated record. The transcript is spliced from 5 exons.
AUGGGUACCUUCUCAAGAGCAGAAGCAAGGUUUUCAAGGAUCCAUGAGGAACUAGAGGUGACUUUAAUGGAAAAACAAAACAAAAACCUUCUAUCCAUUUCCGAGAAACCUGGCAAUUUGAGAAGAUGUAAAUUGCAGAGUAGCUCUUGUGGAAAUCCAGGAGUUCCACCCAAAGGUGUGCUAUAUGGUACAAGAUUUGAUGUUGGGGACAAGAUCCGCUACAGCUGUGUAACUGGGUAUAUCCUCGAUGGCCACCCUCAACUCACCUGUAUAGCCAAUUCAGUCAAUACAGCCUCAUGGGAUUUUCCUGUUCCCAUCUGUAGAGCUGAAGAUGCAUGUGGAGGAACAAUGAGAGGAUCUAGUGGCAUCAUAUCAAGCCCUAGUUUUCCUAAUGAGUACCAUAAUAAUGCUGAUUGCACUUGGACCAUUGUAGCAGAACCUGGGGAUACAAUUUCACUCAUAUUUACUGAUUUUCAAAUGGAAGAAAAAUAUGAUUACUUAGAAAUAGAAGGUUCUGAGCCACCUACAAUAUGGUUAUCUGGAAUGAAUAUACCACCACCAAUUAUCAGCAACAAAAACUGGCUCAGACUGCAUUUUGUUACAGACAGCAAUCAUCGAUAUCGUGGAUUUAGUGCUCCAUAUCAAGGUAUAUUUAAUUAAUACCUCUGUCUCUUUUGA